This is a messenger RNA of Clonostachys solani, 426 nucleotides long. Lineage: Eukaryota; Fungi; Ascomycota; Sordariomycetes; Hypocreales; Bionectriaceae. The record is from the annotation of a GenBank genome assembly.
AUGGCUGCAGGGAACCGCCAGAAACAUCUAUUCAACAUGCGGCGUAACAUCGCGAUGGUGUCACGGAUAUCUGCUUAUCUUCUUCUCUGCCUACUACAAGGCUGCCUGGCAGCAUAUAUUCCACCUAUAUCACUUUCAGAAACACGAUCAAUCGGCAAUCUAAUGACACUGGCAGGCAGGCAGUCAGGUGGCUCAGACAGUGAUGACGAUAGCGGCGGUCUGAGCAUCGCGGGUAAAAUAGGCGUGGGAGUUGGUGUUCCUGCGGCAAUAGCCGUGUUAGUAGGCGUCGGCCUGAUGAUCAAACGGUGUCGCGACAAACGCCGUGAUAGGGAGGAGGGGAAUGGAAUGGACCAUCUAUACACAACAUCGAAUGCUCCCCAGCCUUCCCAGCCCGCAAAUGAGUAUAAGGGGUACUAUUUCAAAUAA